UAAUCUCCUGAAAUGACGUUAUAAACACGCGACGCUUGAUGUCAGUCACGUGAGGCGGGGUGUAAAGGAAGACAACAGUGUACAUUCAUCUGCACUGUCUAAAAUGACUACCGCUCUGACUCAAGGCUUGGAGAGAAUACCCGAUCAACUUGGGUACUUGGUUAUUAGUGAAGACGGAGUACUCGCGUCAGCAGGAGAGCUGGAGAAUGACGAACACACAGCAGGAGUGAUCAUGCAGAUGGUCAGAACAGCCUGUCGGUUCAGGUUACAUGGGACAGCAGAGCCCCCAUUCAAACGCAUGUCUGUGAUGUUUGAAGACUACGUCUAUGCUGUGACCAUCUCCGGACAGAAGGUUUUUGUAGUGAAAAGGCAGAACAACCAGCGGGAGCCUGUUAUCGUGUAAUAAAGAGGAUAAUAUGGACUGAUCUUUCCCACUAUUACAAGCUCAAAAUGGUGCCGUUCCAUAAAAAAUGACCCUGUCAAUACAACCGCCUGAUGUUUAGCACAA
This is a messenger RNA of Danio aesculapii, 508 nucleotides long. It is a transcript of the gene lamtor4, whose product is annotated as late endosomal/lysosomal adaptor, MAPK and MTOR activator 4. The transcript has 4 exons. Lineage: Eukaryota; Metazoa; Chordata; Actinopteri; Cypriniformes; Danionidae. Gene Ontology annotation, biological process: positive regulation of TOR signaling; cellular response to amino acid stimulus. Bases 104 to 403 code for a protein of 99 amino acids. Gene Ontology annotation, cellular component: Ragulator complex; lysosome. The record is from RefSeq and is a predicted model, not a curated record. Gene Ontology annotation, molecular function: guanyl-nucleotide exchange factor activity.